GCAGACUUAAUUGGGGUAGGUCCCUGGGAGGGCAAGAAAUUGCAGGAGAGCUUGGUUAUGGAAUGUGGACCCGAGUCCCUUGUGUCCGUGGCACUCCUCCUUCUGCGGCCUCACCUUCGUCCGGCUUGAAGUGCAAGUUUCAGGUCCUCGUCGCUGCCCUGGCUGAGCCUGCAGCGGGAGCGGCGGGCGUCGGCUGGGCUUAAACUACCGGGCUGUCUCUCUGCUCCCUCCCCUUCUCUCCACCGGGUUCCCGCCCCUCGGGCCUGAGUGUCGCCGGGUCGCCCCGGCACAUCCGCCUGUUCUCAGGGCUGGAUGUACCUGCCCUCCAGUCUCCUCGAACUUGAGGGCAGCUGCUGAGCCCCGGGGUCCGCGGAGCCCUCAGCUUCCCGAGCCUCCAGCAUGCGCCCGUGGGCCCCCGUGGGCGUUCUGGCCUCGCUGGCUUACUGCUUCCACCAGCGGCGGGUGGCCCUAGCCGAGCCGCGGGCGCCUGAUGGCCAGCGUCCCGUGGACCGCAGUCUACUGGAGCUGAAAAUGGUGCAGGUCGUGUUUCGACACGGGGCGCGGAGUCCGCUCAAGCCGCUCCCGCUGGAGGAGCAGGUGGAAUGGAACCCCAAGCUCUUAGAGAUCCCGCCUCAAACUCGGUUUGACUACACUGUCACCGAUCUAGCCGGUGGCCCGAAACCUCACUCUCAUUACGACUCUGAAUACCACAAGACCACCCUGAAGGGCGGUGUGUUUGCCGGGCAGCUGACCAAGGUGGGCAUGCAGCAGAUGUUUGCCCUGGGAGAGAGACUGAGGAAGAAUUAUGUGGAAGAUAUCCCUUUCCUUUCGCCAAUCUUCAACCCACGAGAGGUCUUUGUCCGGUCUACCAACAUGUUUCGGAACCUGGAAUCCACUCGGUGCUUGCUGGCUGGCCUCUUCCAACAUCAGAAAGGAUCCGUCAUCAUCCAAACCGAUGAGGCAAGCUCUGAGGUCCUGUACCCCAACUAUCAGAGUUGCUGGGGCCUGAGAGAGAAGACCAGAGGCCGGAAGAAGGCUGCCAUUUUGCAGCCAGGCAUCUCAGAGGAUUUGGAAAAGGUGAAGGCAGGUGCGGGCAUCCAUGGUGGUGAUGAAGUGGACUUCUUCAUUCUCCUGGACAAUGUGGCCGCUGAGCAGGUGCACAGCCUCAUAAGCUGCCCGGCGCUGAAGAGAUUUGCCCAACUGAUUGAGCAGAGAGCUGUGGACACAGCCUUGUACAUGCUGCAACAGGAAGACAGGGAAGGUAUCCAGAUGGCAGUGGGCCCAUUCCUACACAUCCUGGAGGGAAACCUGCUCAAAGCUGUGGACCCUACCACCCCAGCAAGCAAGACCAGAAAGCUGUACCUCUAUGCAACACAUGAUGUGACCCUCAUGCCUGUCCUAAUGGCCUUGGGGAUUUUUGACCACAAAUGGCCUCCAUUUGCUGUUGACCUGACCAUGGAACUCUACCAGCAUCAAGAAUCUAAGGAGUGGUUUGUGCAGCUCUAUUACCAGGGGAAGGAGCAGGUGCCACGAGGCUGCCCUGACAAGCUCUGUCCACUGGACAAGUUCUUGAACACCAUGUCUGUUUACUCUGUGAGCCCAGAGAAACACCGCAUGCUCUGUUCCCAAGCCCGGGCAAUGGAACAUGGAGACGGACUCCUUUAUACAGACAAGUAGAUCUUUAAAUAAAGUGCCUUUAUAUAUAAGAGUA
Psammomys obesus (fat sand rat) is the source of this 1711-nucleotide messenger RNA. It is a transcript of the gene Acp6, whose product is annotated as acid phosphatase 6, lysophosphatidic. The transcript is spliced from 10 exons. Gene Ontology annotation, biological process: dephosphorylation. Gene Ontology annotation, molecular function: phosphatase activity. The record is from RefSeq and is a predicted model, not a curated record. Lineage: Eukaryota; Metazoa; Chordata; Mammalia; Rodentia; Muridae. Bases 400 to 1677 code for a protein of 425 amino acids.